Messenger RNA from Rhincodon typus (whale shark), 1024 nucleotides. Its product is annotated as segment polarity protein dishevelled homolog DVL-3-like. The record is from RefSeq and is a predicted model, not a curated record. Gene Ontology annotation, cellular component: cytosol. The coding region runs from base 515 to 1024 and encodes 169 amino acids. The transcript has 5 exons. Lineage: Eukaryota; Metazoa; Chordata; Chondrichthyes; Orectolobiformes; Rhincodontidae. Gene Ontology annotation, biological process: canonical Wnt signaling pathway. Gene Ontology annotation, molecular function: frizzled binding.
CUUAGGCAAAGUGAGUGGUGGUGGGGGUGAGGGGUUGUUUGCCAGCUGUCAGGCUGCCGGCCAUGGUUGGGCUGGGCUGUGCCGGGGAUUGAUGGCACUGGCGCUGUGACGGGGCGGCCGCUCCCCUCCCCGUCUGAUUGGGGUUUGUGUGGCCGCUGUCAGUGCUGGGCGGAUCGGAUCGAAGCUCAGCUCAGCCUCCCGUGCUCCGACCGGCCUGUGUGGGAUCGGGGCCGGGAGGGAAGUCCGGGAAGGGGGUAUAAGGAGAGGGAGAAGAUACAGUCAGCGGGAAGGGGAACAAUCAGCGGGAAAGAUACAAAGUAUCGGCCGGGGGAAAGGGAACAAUCAGCGGGAAGGAUACAAUCAGCGGGAAGGAUACAAAGUUUCUGGCGGCAGAAAGGAGCCAUCCAGCCGGCUGCUAGAGCGAAGGAGUCGAGCGGCCGGGUAGAAGAGUGUGGGCCUGCUGGACAACCGCGAGAGUCGGAGCCAGGGCUCCGCCGGCCUCCCGGAGCCGGCCAUGGGGGAGACGAAGAUCAUUUACCACAUCGAUGAGCAGGAGACCCCGUACUUGGUGAAACUGCCUCUGCCAGCGGACAGGGUCACUCUGGCCGACUUCAAACAGGUCCUCAACAAACCCAACUACAAAUUCUUCUUCAAAUCCAUGGACCAGGACUUCGGGGUUGUAAAGGAAGAGAUAUCAGACGACAAUGCCAAGUUGCCAUGCUUCAAUGGUCGAGUUGUGUCAUGGUUGGUGUCUGCAGAAGGUUCUCACUCGGAUACUGGAUCCACGUGUGCAGACAGCCAGUCGGAUUUGCCUCCCCCCAUUGAGCGAACUGGGGGCAUCGGAGAUUCACGACCACCCUCCUUCCAAGUCUCCUUUCCCUCCCCCAUUUCCGAAGAAGGGUCCAGACCCGAUUUUACUGUCUUUCUGUUUAAACUCCAGAUAUUGUACCUUGCUAUAGUUGUGUGCAAGAUUCAUGGAGUGCUGCGCUCACUAAUAUCUCUUCAACAAAGUCUUAAACCAUAA